AGAGGAGGUUAGAUCCUCUCGACCUUUACAGGGCGGAGGAAGUUGAAACAGGGAGAAGGUCAUGGACGUACUAAUUUAGGCCCUAAGGAUCUGGUGGAGGGAUAUCCGGAGAUCCGUAUCCUAGCAUAUCUCAUAUGUCUCUUUCGAGGUGUUGUGCGUUGAACAAGCUAAAAACUUCUGCUGGCAGAGCCCAUCUUCCGGACAAGCCACCGAUCCCGAACCUGCGGCUGCUGAGGCCGGGACGGAGGUCGCAACGCAAGGAGUGGGUGAAAUGGAGGAAGAGACUCUAUUUGUUGAUGACAUGCCAAUUGCUGCUGAUGGUGGUAGGGGGCGCCGCGCUGAGGAGCACGAGCUUGAUGACAGGGCAUGCUGAUGGGUCUGCCAUAAGAGAUGAGACGAGGACUAUACGUCGUGCAAGUACGCAGAAACCUGAUUGAAAUUCUCGCCGUGCAGAAACAAUAGAAAAGGCUGCAAUGGCUGCAAGCGCCACGGCAUACCACUAAAUGGUAUCCAUUUCCG
Hyaloscypha bicolor E is the source of this 519-nucleotide messenger RNA. RefSeq lists its product as uncharacterized. The transcript has a single exon. The record is from RefSeq and is a predicted model, not a curated record. Lineage: Eukaryota; Fungi; Ascomycota; Leotiomycetes; Helotiales; Hyaloscyphaceae. The coding region runs from base 135 to 437 and encodes 100 amino acids.